UAUUGGUAAUCUGAGGUGUUAAAAGUUCACUGAAGCAGUUUUUUUAAGAUAGUUAAUUUGACCAGGUUUUCCCUUACAUAAACAUGUCUGUAAACACAUCAACAGGCGAAGACCAUUCACAGGGUGAUCAUCCAGAUGCUGAACUAAGCGGGACUGCAGACAUAUCAGCUGGGGAGGAGAGUUCAAAUAGUCAUUCAAAGAGAGAGUCGCAAUGUUCAAGUGAUCAUCCAGAUGCUAAACAAACCAGGCUUGCAGACACAUCAACAGGCGAAGACAGUUCACAGAGUGACCAUCCAGAUGCUGAACGAAGCAGGAUUGCAGCCCAAACUACUGUGAAGGACAUGAAUAGAGGACAGGAGCUGGAUCAAUAUGAAGAUCACGAUACUUGGUUGAAGAUGGUCAAACAGGACUGGUACUCCUUCCAACGCCUGAAGGAGGCACAGACAGAUCAGCAACGAAAGCGACUGAAUAUGUUUGUUGCACGGUUCCAGGACCAGUUUCCUGUACAGUAUCAGUGUGAUGGCUGUGGUGUAAUACUGUCAGACAUCCGAUACCGCUGCCUUAACUGCAUUGAUGUUGACUUCUGUUAUGACUGUUACACGAAAAGGGUAAAAGCAGAGGGUCACACAGAAAAUCACGAAGUUAUUGAAAUGAGGUUAGUGCUAGAAUAAACAGCUGUUUAGUCGUCUACAAACUGUUAAUUUUUAACCUCUUAAAAAAGUGAUAAUAAUUAAAUUGAACAAUUCAUUGUGACAGAAUGUGCAAGGGAAGCCAUAAGUUUCACUUGAUUACCUUAAAAUCCUUGUAUGUCACACCAUGUGCCAUAUUCAUUGUGUUCAGUCAUAGUUGCUUUCUGUUUAUGUUGUUUUUACUUUUAAGAAAACAAACUAAGCUGUUUCAUUCACCUCGUCAACUUUCAAUUAAAAGAGUUCGCCGGUUCAAAUAUAGCAGGCUUAAUAGGACACCGAAAUCAUCUUAGCAGUAAGCAGACGUAAGUGGCAAACGUAAUUUGUAAAUUAUUGCAUUUGUGGUCAAAUUAUUGUCUUAAACUACACACUACCAGCUGAAGUGGACACCAAAAACCCAAAAUUUAGACCCCUAAGCGAGAUGAUGAGCAUCCCUGUCUCUUUCAAAAGGCAGUUCCUCUCCACCCCGAGCUCACGGUAAUGUCACGCAAUACGCAGCUAAGAAUUCAUAUUUCUGAUGUUUAAAGGAGCUCGAUUACGCGGUGAGACUAUUUACCAAGGUUAUUUACUUUGCAAUCAUAUCUGUCAAAAUUCAAUUACUUUUCAAUGCCACCCAAAAAGAAACAUUUCGCACAAUGGGAUAUGAUUUACAACAUAAGAUGACGGACCAUUAUUUUUUUCAAAGGGGGUGGGGGGCUGGGAGUUUUCUGGGGCCUGAAAAUUUUUUUCGCACCUUUAGGUUUUGCAUGACUUUUUGGUGGGCAAUAGGUUGUGCAAGACUAAAGAAUCGAAACAAUGAUAGUAAGAGCACUUGCUCGAUUUUUUUCUUCAUGAUGGGUAUCGAACGGCCCCUUUCAAUUUGAAAGUGCUUGCAAAAUUUUGGCCUUUGCUUGAACUGCUCACAAAAAUUAGAUGAGUGCCCGCUUGCUCGAGCUCGCAUGAUUGGAUUGUAGUUAAAAUUCUCUGCCGUGUAGCGGAAGCAUAAUUUGCAUCACGACAACAAAAAUUGACUCUGGAAACAGUGUUUCCCGUAUGGCAAACUGGGAAACAUUGGGGAAACAUGCACGCGCCAUGAAUGUUUCUAGAAAAAUGCUUCCUCGUUUUCGUGACGUUUUAUUGAAACUGACCGGCCAAUUUUGCUUGUAAACGCCGGUUAUCUUUAACCCUCUUGGUAGAGACCCUACUUGCUUGUAAGCAGUCCCUUAGAAAGCUUCAGAUCUCCUUUAGCGUCCACCCACAGACUCACAUGAAGCUAAGUAAGGUAAUUUUGCAUCAGACGGCGUAUCAAACAAGGCAUAAGUAAACAAUAGCCUCCAUUUGGCGCGAAAAUAUGCUCGGAUAUUUGUCCGCGGACAUUAUCUGUU
Messenger RNA from Orbicella faveolata, 2050 nucleotides. RefSeq lists its product as uncharacterized. Lineage: Eukaryota; Metazoa; Cnidaria; Anthozoa; Scleractinia; Merulinidae. Gene Ontology annotation, biological process: signal transduction. Gene Ontology annotation, molecular function: protein binding; zinc ion binding. The record is from RefSeq and is a predicted model, not a curated record.